GAAUGACAACGGCGUCGUUGUCGCCGACGCGCGUCGAGAUCUCGGCAUCUCAUUCUCGACUAUCGUGGUAGUGACAGGUGCUCUAUCAAGAACAAUCCGAUAGAAACAAUAAUUAUAAGCAAGAGGAACAUCAAUUUUGAACACAAUGGACCGCGGUAUAUUGCGACAAACAUUGAUUGGUUUCAUAUGCAGUAUUUUGAUCAUCGAUUGCGGGCUCCAUGAAGGAUGGAGCACACCAACCAUACCGAAGUUCAAUGACGGAGAUCCAUUAAAGGUGACAACCAAUGAGAUCGCUUGGAUUGUUAACCUCAUGUAUAUAGGAGUUGGCAUCGGCUCGUUGGUACCUUUCAUAUUGAUGGACAACAUCGGACGUAAGGGAACUUUACUAGUCACUACGAUACCGAAGAUCACCUCGUGGAUCUUCAUUGGGCUGUCUACAUCUGUACCAUUCAUAUACGUUGGACGGAUACUCGCGGGCAUCGGAUGUGGCAUAACGUACGCUGUAAUGCCGAUGUAUCUCGGCGAAAUUAGCAGCAAGCGGACCAGAGGUCCUUUAGGUACUUUAAUGGCCGUUCUCCUCAACAUCGGGAUGCUGCUCAUCUACGCAAUCGGCCUGUGGAUCAGUCGAUUCACGAUGGCAAUGAUAAGCAUGUGUGCCCCAGUGCUAUUUCUAUUGACUUUCAUAUGGUUACCCGAGAGCUCGGUGUUCCUCACGCGGAAAAAUAGACUUGGACCCGCAGAGAAAACUCUUAAGUGGGCCUUGGGUAAAGAGAAUGUAGACGAGGAACUCGAGGAGAUCAAAAGAAUCGUGGAGUCCGAGGACAAAUGUAGCAAGUUGACUCUUAAGGAGAUGUUCAAAGAGAUUUUCACCAAAGCACAGAACAGAAGAGCUUUUCGAAUCGCUCUGAUAUUAUUGAGCGGGCUGACAUUGACCGGUGCGGCGCCGAUACUCGCGUUCCAGUCGUAUAUAUACGAAGAGGCCGGUUUCAAGAUCUCGACCAACACCAGUAUCAUCUUAACGGGUGUCGCCAUCGUCUUAGCUGGUAGCACUUGUGUAUCGAUAGUGCGUCUCACAGGCAAGAGGUUACUGCUGCUGAUUGCCGCGCCGAUUUGCGUGGUAUCGCUAGCGACGAUAGCCACUUUCUUCGAAUUGCAAUCCAUCGGAUAUGAUGUCUCUCAAUUCAAGUGGGUGCCCACGGUCUUCGUGGUGAUUUACGUGCUUGGCUUUGGAUUCGGCCUUAAUCCGAUACCACUAGCGUAUAUCGGCGAAAUCUUCGGUGUCGAGGUCAAAGUACCCGCUGCGGUGCUCAAUGCUCUCUACUACGCUAUAAGCACCACCGCUAUUGUGAAAUUUUAUCAGGUCAUGCAAGAGUUAUAUGGCAUAUUCGCACCAUUAUGGACGUUUACUGCGAUAACAUUUCUUGUAUGGGUAUUAAUUUACCUAUUUGUGCCCGAGACCGAAGGCAAAACCUUGGAAGAGAUACAAUUGGAAUUGCGGGGUAAAGAGUGAUGUGUAUCGACAAACUAUGUAAAAAGAAAACAUAAACA
Molecule: messenger RNA, 1548 nt
Organism: Atta colombica
Lineage: Eukaryota; Metazoa; Arthropoda; Insecta; Hymenoptera; Formicidae
Product: facilitated trehalose transporter Tret1-like
Exons: 5
Coding region: 146-1510 (454 amino acids)
Biological process (GO): transmembrane transport
Cellular component (GO): membrane
Molecular function (GO): transmembrane transporter activity
Source: RefSeq, a predicted model, not a curated record